UCCCCGGAACCGGAAGUGAUAGCGGACCGCCGGAAAUCGUAGAUUUGGGGAGGUCGGAGCCGCAGGGAGCUGUAGUUCUCCCGCGGAUCAGAGAACUAGGCAGAGAGCGGAGCUGGCAGCCGGGCAGCAUGUCGGGGCUGGAGCUCUUGUCGGACCAGGGCUACCGGGUGGACGGUCGGCGCGCCGGGGAGCUGCGCAAGAUCCAGGCUCGGAUGGGCGUGUUCGCGCAGGCUGACGGCUCGGCCUACAUCGAGCAGGGCAACACCAAGGCGCUGGCGGUGGUCUACGGCCCGCACGAGAUCCGGGGUUCCCGGGCUCGAGCCCUGCCGGACAGGGCCCUAGUGAACUGUCAGUAUAGUUCAGCGACCUUCAGCACAGGUGAGCGCAAGCGACGGCCACAUGGGGACCGGAAGUCUUGUGAGAUGGGCCUGCAGCUCCGCCAGACUUUCGAGGCAGCCAUCCUCACACAGCUGCACCCACGCUCCCAGAUUGAUAUCUAUGUGCAGCUGGCUUUGUGGAUGGCACAGCCCUGGCGGACCUCAGCCAUGUGGAGGAAGCAGCUGGUGGCCCCCAGCUGGCCCUGGCCCUGCUGCCAGCCUCGGGACAGAUUGCACUGCUUGAGAUGGAUGCCCGGCUGCACGAGGACCACCUGGAGCGGGUGUUGGAGGCUGCUGCCCAGGCUGCUCGAGAUGUGCACACCCUCUUGGACAGAGUGGUCCGGCAGCAUGUGCGUGAGGCCUCUAUCUUGCUGGGGGACUGACCACCCAGCCACCCAUGUCCAGAAUAAAACCCUCCUCUGCCCAGACAACCCUCACUGUACGUUAAUCACCCAGCAGCACUUCAGAGCCAUGUGAAGCCUGGCAGAGCCUGGUCUGGUGCUGGCUCCUGGGGAUGACCAGGGACCCUCGCCCACACAUGAACUGCCUAUCUCUGUGUAGCCUGAUUCAAACCCUGAAGAGAACAAUGGAUUAGGGGGUUGCUGUGGGGGAGGUCCUGGGUGGAAAAAGCAACAUGUCCCAGUAAGGACUCAAGGCAGCUGAGCAGGAGGCAGGGCCUGGCAAGAUGAGCCAGGCCAUUAGACUGAGGAAUCUGUUACCCUUACUCCAGCACAUCCAGGGCCCCGAGAAAAGGGCUGAGGGAGAACUCGGCUGGCUCUGAGUACCCAACCUAGAGAUGUGGGGGCCAUGUGCCAUGGCCUCUGGACUAUGGUUUGGAGCCCCUUGGGCUUUUCCUGCUGCUUAUCUUGGGCUCUAAAAAUACAACAGCCAGGCAUGGUGGCUCACACCUGUAAUCCCAGAACUUUGGGAGGCUGAGGCAGGCGG
Piliocolobus tephrosceles (Ugandan red Colobus) is the source of this 1322-nucleotide messenger RNA. It is a transcript of the gene EXOSC4, whose product is annotated as exosome component 4. Gene Ontology annotation, molecular function: RNA binding. The transcript is spliced from 3 exons. Gene Ontology annotation, cellular component: nuclear exosome (RNase complex); nucleolus; cytoplasmic exosome (RNase complex). Gene Ontology annotation, biological process: poly(A)-dependent snoRNA 3'-end processing; nuclear mRNA surveillance; rRNA catabolic process. NCBI's taxonomy places the organism in Eukaryota, Metazoa, Chordata, Mammalia, Primates, Cercopithecidae. The record is from RefSeq and is a predicted model, not a curated record. The coding region runs from base 129 to 854 and encodes 241 amino acids.